UUUCCUAUUUUCUUUCGCAAGAAGAAGAAUUGCCUGAAAGACUGUAUCAUUCGAUAUGGGUAAUGAACCGGGACCGAGUGGACAACCCGAUUCUACUACAACGGCUAAUUCCUCUUCCGGCAACAAUGAACUUCGACGGUUUCCUCCGGCGGCUCAGCCGGAAAUUAUGAGAGCGGCGGAGAAAGAUGACCAGUAUGCUUCUUAUGUAUACGAUGCUUGUCGCGACGCUUUUCGUCACCUAUUUGGUACCAGAGUAGCCGUUUCUUAUCAGAGUGAGACGAAGCUUCUAGGGCAGAUGCUGUACUAUGUAUUAACAACAGGUUCUGGUCAACAAACCCUAGGCGAAGAGUACUGUGACAUUACUCAGGUCUCUGGUCCUCAUGGCUUACCUCCAACACCGGCGAGACGAGCUCUGUUUAUUUUGUAUCAGACUGCUGUUCCUUACAUGGCGGAAAGAAUUAGCUCAAGAGUAGCUUCACGCGGCAUGACUUUGUUUGAUGAGUCCUACGAAGGCAACAUUGCUUCUGAGAGCAGUGAGAGUCAAUCUUCCGUAAUGAUUGACUUACAAUCUCCCUCUGCGUCAGGAGCUUCUGUUUCUCUUGUUGCUAGGUUGAGGCGGAAUAUUAGUGGACUUUGGCUAAAUGCAGUUCGAAGAUGGCCUACGGUGCUUCCAGCAGUUCGUGAAUUUCUGCAACUGCUUCUUCGUACAAACCUCAUGUUUUUCUAUUUCGAAGGACUAUAUUAUCAUAUAUCGAAACGUGCAUCUGGCAUUCGUUAUGAUUUCAUUGGGAAACCCUCAAACCAAAGGCCUAGAUACCAAAUUUUGGGAGUCUUCCUUCUAAUUCAGCUAUGCGUCAUUGCUGCUGAAGGUUUGCGGCGAAGCAAUUUAUCAUCUCUGGCACGUUCAGUUCACCAGCCUUCCUCGGAUUCCCAACGAAGCUCAGGACAAGGUUUGCCUGUCUUAAAUGAAGAAGGUAAUUUGAUACCUGUGGAUGCUGUAAGGGGGAAUUGGGUGUCAGAUCCCGCAUCAACUUCAGAGUCUUCUGGAGUAAGUGGGACGAGCAAGUGCACACUUUGUUUGAGCAAUCGGCAGUAUCCAACUGCGACAGCCUGUGGCCAUGUCUUUUGCUGGAAUUGCAUAAUGGAAUGGUGUAACGAAAAACCAGAGUGCCCUUUAUGCCGAACCCCUAUGACUCAUUCAAGCUUGGUUUGUUUAUAUCAUUCAGAUUUCUAGCAAUUUGAGAAAGAUGGAGUUCGGAUUUUGGUGAACUGACAUGAGGUGCUAUAAUUUAAUUUAGCAGCCAAUGAGCAGUUAUCUCCGACAAUCCAAUCCGAAAGAUUUUGAGGUCUGUCUCUUAAUGUGGCAAUAGUUUAGCUUUUGAACAGAAUAAGUUAUUCAUACCGGUGGGUCGACUGCAUUGCAGAAGCAUGAAGAUCAAUAGUUCAUGUGCCUUAAUAGGCUAAUACUAAAUUAAUUGUAUCACAAAUGUAAAACUUAAUAGAUCGCAUAUACCCAACAUGAAAAGGUGAAAGUUCAAGAUAUUGAUUAGCAUUCCUUAUUAGUAAAAUGUUUGUAGUUCAAUCUAGUAAAUCCAAUAGCACAUUUCAGUUGAUUAGAUAAA
Molecule: messenger RNA, 1622 nt
Organism: Mercurialis annua (annual mercury)
Lineage: Eukaryota; Viridiplantae; Streptophyta; Magnoliopsida; Malpighiales; Euphorbiaceae
Product: peroxisome biogenesis factor 10
Exons: 9
Coding region: 56-1234 (392 amino acids)
Biological process (GO): protein import into peroxisome matrix
Cellular component (GO): peroxisomal membrane
Molecular function (GO): zinc ion binding
Source: RefSeq, a predicted model, not a curated record